Messenger RNA from Ipomoea triloba (trilobed morning glory), 552 nucleotides. RefSeq lists its product as uncharacterized. The coding region runs from base 1 to 552 and encodes 183 amino acids. NCBI's taxonomy places the organism in Eukaryota, Viridiplantae, Streptophyta, Magnoliopsida, Solanales, Convolvulaceae. The record is from RefSeq and is a predicted model, not a curated record. The transcript has 3 exons.
AUGGCUACUUGGCCUCCAAUCAACAGCCGCUCAGCUCCGAUCGACAACACAACAAGGAAUUCAGCUAGGAAUGCGACUAUUGGAAAUGCAACUCAUUCAUCUUCUGUGUUGGCAACCGGAUCCACUGCAACUGAUGAGGCUAGGGCUAUGACUAUGGCCUUAUCUUGUAAGAACAAGAUAGCCUUCAUCAAUGGAGCAAUCAGAAAACCGUCCAAGGAUGAUUUAGAAAAGUAUCUCGUUUGGGAAAGGUGCAACAACAUGGUCAAAAAGCAGGUUGAUAAUUCGCUAAAUGAGUACUUUACAAGACAUAAAUUGCUAUGGGAUGAAUUAAUCAUCCUCAGACCUUCUUUGAGAUGUGGCAAGAAGUUAGAUGAUAUCAGUGAACAAAGUGAGAAGGAUAAACUGUCCAUUUUCUUGGCUGGCCUACAUGAGAAAUACACUGGACCUAGAAACCAGAUUAUGCUCAUAAGGCCUCUACCAUAUGUUAAUGAAGCUUAUUCCAUGAUUGCUCAACAGGAAAGACAAUUUCAGAUGGCUACUGUUGGACCAUAA